AUGGGUGGUCUAGGUUGGAGUGAAUCUGGUAAAAAAGAAAUCGGUGGUACAUCUAAUAUCGUUAAAGGUAAUACAGUCUCAGGUAAUGAUGUGGCGAAUCUUUUCUGGCGAGCUAGAUUCGCUAGUAUUCAAUUAAAGUUGACUAUCAUCAUUUGGUUAGUCGACGUAGGUUUCCUCAUUUGA
Heterostelium album PN500 is the source of this 183-nucleotide messenger RNA. RefSeq lists its product as uncharacterized. The transcript is spliced from 2 exons. NCBI's taxonomy places the organism in Eukaryota, Evosea, Eumycetozoa, Acytosteliales, Acytosteliaceae. Bases 1 to 183 code for a protein of 60 amino acids. The record is from RefSeq and is a predicted model, not a curated record.